UCAUCACGAGACAAGAGAGAGAGGUUGACGCAGCACGUCGCUCGUCGCCACUUCCUCGCGACACCAACCAGGCGCCACGUCGUCGCAGAGGCAGAGCCCGGCUCCCGCCAUGGCGCCGAGGCUGGAGCGCGGGGGGUUCCAACUCCCGAACGCCGAGCAGGAGAACUCGCUCCUCCUCCGCGCGCUCAUCUCCGUGGUGUCCGGGGACAACGCCGUGCCCGCGUUGGAACCAGAGGAGGCGCCGCCGGCCGUGGCUGCUGCGGCUCCCGCUCCCGCUCCCGCUCCCUCUCCUGCCGUGGCGUGCGCCGGGUGCGGCGCGGACGGGUGCGCCGCUGGCUGCGAGCUCCUCGCCGCGGCGGGGACCGGGUCGAGCAGCGACAGCGAGGACGGGGGAGAGUGCUCCGCGAGCCGCGCGGUCACCGGAGGCGUGGGCAAGCGGCGGAGGAGGAUGAGGGUGAGCAAGUACCGUGGCGUGCGGCGGCGGCCGUGGGGCAAGUGGGCGGCGGAGAUCCGCGACCCGCACCGCGCCGUGCGCAAGUGGCUCGGCACCUUCGACACCGCCGAGGACGCCGCGCGCGCCUACGACGUCGCCGCGGUCGAGUUCCGGGGCCAGCGCGCCAAGCUCAACUUCCCGGCCGCCCAAGCUGCUGCCGUGGCCCCGGCUCCGGCAUCUUCUUGGGCGCCGACCUCGACGUACCACCACCUGACGCCGCAGCCGCUGCCCGAGAGCCUCCACGAGAACUGCGGGUCGAACGCGGCGUCGCCGGCGCCGGCGGGGCAGCAAGGCACGAGGUCCGCGGCGAAGGAGCAGGACAUCUGGGACGGGUUGAACGAGAUCAUGAUGAUGGACGACGGGAGCUUCUGGUCGUCCAUGCCAUGAACCCGCAGCGUCGUCAUCCGUCAAUUCUUCCUCUUGUUUUCACUUUCGCAAGAUUCCUAGAUUUUCCCAUUUCGUUGUGAUUGAAAAACGAGUUGAAGAAGAAACAAACAUUAGCAGCUAGAUCCUACACCUUUCGCGAGAUCUUUUGACA
Panicum hallii is the source of this 1031-nucleotide messenger RNA. RefSeq names its product ethylene-responsive transcription factor ERF109-like. Bases 110 to 880 code for a protein of 256 amino acids. Lineage: Eukaryota; Viridiplantae; Streptophyta; Magnoliopsida; Poales; Poaceae. The record is from RefSeq and is a predicted model, not a curated record. The transcript has a single exon. Gene Ontology annotation, molecular function: DNA binding; DNA-binding transcription factor activity. Gene Ontology annotation, biological process: regulation of DNA-templated transcription; ethylene-activated signaling pathway.